ACAUUUAAGAAUAGUUUGAAUUUUGCAACAUAUUCCUUUGUAUGAGAUAAACUCUUGGAAGAAACAAGAUAUUGUCAGCAAAAUGAUUUGGUUCAUGAUAUUCCUCAUCGUAUGUUCAGUAUCAUUUGUUAGACCCGCCCACAUUCCAGAAAACGACCUUGGUGACAUAUUGAGACCAGCAUCCAAAAUCUGGCAUAAACAAUGCACUCUCAUAACUGGUGCCACAGAGGAACAAAUUGAGGAAUUGAAACAAGGAAAAUUCGCCGACGACGAAAAUAUUCAGAAAUAUGUCUCAUGUCUUGGCUUAAUAUCUGGAGUGAUAAAGACUGAUAUCACAUUCGAUGAAAAACUGGUGAAACACUAUCUGCCAGAUAAUUUGGAAUAUAAACUAGCCCAGCAUAUUGAGUGCCUUAAUGCGGCUAAGAACAUUGUUUUGAAAGAUGCUACUAAACAAAUAUGGCACGCAGUCCAAUGCGCUUACAAAAAGGAUCCCGAAAAAUUCCUGAUGUUUUAAACGAGAAGAAAUGAACUCUCCAUGAUAUGGACAUCUAACAUCAUCAUCAAUGAACAACCAUGGGAACAACAAUGGCAACAAACAUAACACUAUUUCAUAUAAAAAUAUCAGUGUAGUGAAUGUAUAAAUUUCACAAAAUUUAAA
Leptinotarsa decemlineata (Colorado potato beetle) is the source of this 658-nucleotide messenger RNA. RefSeq lists its product as uncharacterized. The record is from RefSeq and is a predicted model, not a curated record. Lineage: Eukaryota; Metazoa; Arthropoda; Insecta; Coleoptera; Chrysomelidae. Gene Ontology annotation, molecular function: odorant binding.